GCCCAGAAACCGGCCCCUAUUCUCGUCCCCCCUCUGCACGCUGCGAGGCCGAGACGUCUCCCGCGGUAACGGCGGGGAGGUUGAGUUGCGCGCUCCCAGGCCCGGGAAAGCCCGGGCGACGCGGCAGCCAGCCCCCGCCGGGGUCCCUCCGAGCCGCCAGGGCGCGCCGCGCUGCUCUCCGUCCCGCCCCUCUCGCAGGGAUCCCCAGGCGAAGGCGGCCGGAACUCCGGGCCUUGCCCGGGCCACUCGGGCCAUCCCUGUCCCUUGGCUCAGCGCCGAGGGUCCGCACUCCGCGCCCUGCGCCCUGGCCCCCAGCGCUCGAGCUCCAAAUGCGCUGCCCGGUGGCCCCCUGACAGCUGCCUGCACACGAGCUCCGGCGGGCGGCGCGGCGGACUGUCAUGCCCGGGACGCCGCUGCAGCCGGCCCGCAGCCCGCGGGGGCGAUGAGCCGCUGCGGCCGGUGAGGAGCCGGGCGGCUCGGGCAUCGCGCACCUUCCUAGCCCGCCUCACUUGCUCAUUGGGCUCUGGAGGCUGAGGGGAAUUGGUCUCAGGCCUGUCAAGAGGACCAUUGGUGCUGUGGUAGAGCCAGAAUCUAAGUCUCGUGUAUGGCGUGGUUACGGUUGCAGCCUCUCACCUCUGCCUUCCUCCAUUUUGGGCUGGUUACUUUUGUGCUCUUCCUGAAUGGUCUUCGAGCAGAGGCUGGUGACUUGGGGGAUGUGCCCAGUGCAGGGCAGAACAAUGAGUCCUGUUCAGGGUCAUCAGACUGCAAGGAGGGUGUCAUCCUGCCAAUCUGGUAUCCAGAGAACCCUUCCCUGGGGGACAAGAUUGCCAGGGUCAUUGUCUAUUUUGUGGCCCUGAUAUACAUGUUUCUUGGGGUGUCUAUCAUCGCUGACCGGUUCAUGGCAUCUAUUGAAGUUAUCACCUCCCAAGAGAGGGAAGUGACUAUCAAAAAGCCCAAUGGGGAGACCAGCACAACUACAAUUCGGGUCUGGAAUGAAACUGUCUCCAAUCUGACCUUGAUGGCCCUGGGCUCUUCUGCUCCAGAGAUCCUCCUGUCUUUAAUUGAAGUGUGUGGUCAUGGGUUUGUUGCUGGUGACUUGGGACCAUCUACCAUUGUGGGCAGUGCAGCUUUCAACAUGUUUAUCAUCAUUGGCAUCUGUGUCUAUGUGAUCCCAGAUGGGGAGACUCGGAAGAUCAAGCACCUGCGAGUCUUCUUUGUCACUGCUGCAUGGAGCAUCUUUGCCUAUAUCUGGCUCUAUAUGAUCCUGGCAGUCUUCUCUCCUGGUGUGGUCCAGGUGUGGGAAGGCCUCCUUACUCUCUUCUUCUUUCCAGUGUGUGUCCUACUGGCUUGGCUGGCAGAUAAGCGACUGCUCUUCUACAAAUACAUGCACAAAAAAUACCGCACAGAUAAACACCGGGGAAUUAUCAUUGAGACAGAGGGUGACCACCCUAAAGGCAUUGAGAUGGAUGGGAAAAUGAUGAACUCCCACUUCCUAGAUGGAAACCUGGUACCCUUGGAAGGGAAGGAGGUAGAUGAAUCUCGCAGGGAGAUGAUCCGGAUUCUUAAGGAUCUGAAACAAAAACAUCCAGAGAAGGACUUAGAUCAGCUGGUGGAGAUGGCCAAUUACUAUGCUCUUUCCCACCAACAGAAGAGCCGCGCUUUCUAUCGCAUCCAAGCCACCCGUAUGAUGACUGGUGCAGGCAAUAUACUUAAGAAACAUGCAGCAGAGCAAGCCAAGAAGACCUCCAGCAUGAGUGAAGUGCACACUGACGAGCCUGAGGACUUUGCUUCCAAGGUCUUCUUUGACCCAUGUUCUUACCAGUGCCUGGAGAACUGUGGAGCUGUCCUCCUGACAGUAGUGAGGAAAGGGGGAGAUGUGUCCAAGACCAUGUAUGUGGAUUACAAAACAGAGGAUGGCUCUGCCAAUGCAGGGGCCGACUAUGAGUUCACAGAGGGCACGGUGGUUCUGAAGCCAGGAGAGACUCAGAAGGAGUUCUCAGUGGGCAUCAUUGAUGAUGAUAUCUUUGAGGAGGAUGAACACUUCUUUGUGAGGCUGAGUAAUGUCCGUGUAGAAGAGGAGCAGCUGGAGGAGGGGAUGCCUCCAUCGAUGCUUGGUAGUUUUCCUUUGCCUCGGGCUGUCCUGGCUUCCCCUUGUGUAGCCACAGUUACCAUCCUGGAUGAUGAUCAUGCAGGAAUUUUCACUUUUGAAUGUGAUACCAUUCAUGUCAGUGAAAGUAUUGGAGUUAUGGAAGUCAAGGUUCUGAGGACAUCAGGCGCCCGGGGCACAGUCAUCGUCCCUUUUAGGACAGUAGAAGGGACAGCCAAGGGUGGCGGUGAGGACUUUGAAGACACAUAUGGGGAGCUGGAGUUCAAGAAUGAUGAAACAGUCAAAACAAUUCACAUCAAGGUAAUUGAUGAUGAGGCGUAUGAGAAAAACAAGAAUUACUUCAUUGAGAUGAUGGGCCCCCGCAUGGUGGAUAUGAGUGUUCAGAAAGCGCUCCUGUUAUCUCCAGAGGUGACAGACAGGAAGCUGACUGUGGAGGAAGAAGAGGCCAAGAGAAUAGCAGAGAUGGGAAAACCAGUAUUGGGUGAACACCCCAAACUAGAGGUCAUCAUUGAAGAGUCCUAUGAGUUCAAGAGUACCGUGGACAAGCUGAUCAAGAAGACAAACCUGGCGUUGGUUGUGGGGACCCAUUCCUGGAGGGACCAGUUCAUGGAAGCCAUAACUGUUAGUGCAGCAGGGGAUGAGGAUGAGGACGAAUCGGGCGAGGAGAGGCUGCCUUCCUGCUUUGACUAUGUUAUGCACUUCCUGACAGUCUUCUGGAAGGUGCUUUUUGCCUGUGUGCCCCCCACGGAGUACUGCCAUGGCUGGGCCUGCUUUGUGGUCUCUAUCCUCAUUAUUGGCAUGCUCACUGCCAUCAUCGGGGACCUAGCCUCUCACUUUGGCUGCACAAUUGGGCUCAAGGAUUCAGUCACCGCCGUCGUUUUUGUAGCGUUCGGCACCUCUGUGCCAGAUACAUUUGCCAGCAAAGCUGCUGCCCUGCAGGAUGUGUAUGCAGAUGCCUCCAUUGGCAACGUCACUGGCAGUAAUGCUGUCAACGUCUUCCUGGGUAUUGGCUUGGCCUGGUCCGUGGCCGCCAUCUACUGGGCCAUGCAGGGACAGGAGUUCCAUGUGUCUGCUGGCACUCUAGCCUUCUCUGUCACUCUUUUCACCAUCUUUGCAUUUGUCUGCCUCAGUGUGCUCUUGUACCGUCGGCGGCCCCACCUUGGCGGGGAGCUGGGAGGUCCGCGUGGCUGCAAGCUUGCCACAACGUGGCUUUUUGUGAGCCUGUGGCUCCUCUAUGUACUUUUUGCCACACUGGAGGCCUACUGCUACAUCAAGGGGUUCUGAGUCACUAGAGCAAGACCUCCACGGGGCAGGCCUAGGACUUCUCCCAAGAGAAGGGCACUUCCUCACCAACCUUCCCAGGUUGAGCAGCCCUGGAGAAGCAGCAUCAGGACCAGAGCCCCAGGAACAUCACAUGACCUGGGCCCUGGCAGUGCACAGAAAGACCAAAAUCUAAACAAUUCAAUGGAACGGAAGCGACACCCACUGUCCAAAGUACUUAAUUAAAAACAAACCAACAGCAACAAAUCCACCUCUACCCCAUCCUCCACUCGUGUCCCUGAGCUUUCUCUUGUGUACUCCACCAUCCAACGAUUCCUUUGACUCUAAC
Molecule: messenger RNA, 3716 nt
Organism: Phodopus roborovskii (desert hamster)
Lineage: Eukaryota; Metazoa; Chordata; Mammalia; Rodentia; Cricetidae
Gene: Slc8a3
Product: solute carrier family 8 member A3
Exons: 8
Coding region: 605-3391 (928 amino acids)
Biological process (GO): cell communication; calcium ion import across plasma membrane; sodium ion transmembrane transport
Cellular component (GO): postsynapse; axon; sarcolemma
Molecular function (GO): calcium:sodium antiporter activity
Source: RefSeq, a predicted model, not a curated record